AUGAAUACACCGACUUCAGUCUCUCCGAGUAAUAACAAUAUCAAACGACUUCCAACAAAUCAACAUUUUCUCGCAACAACUUCAGCCGAUUUGAAUGUUGUGAGUAGUACUACUCGGAAUGAUUGUUCCUCGCCACAAUCUCACACGUCGCCCAUUAUCAGUGAUGUUUGUAUGAGCAGUCAAAAUAGUGUUCGAAAUCCAUCGACCAUGAUGAAAUUCAAAGAUGUUGAUUCGUCUAAUGGUAACCAUUUCAAUGAAAAAUACGCGUUCGCUCUAGACUUUUCAUCACCGGUGUCUAAAACAAAAUCCGAACAUAAUCGAACUUCGCAAAAUUACACAUUCGAAAUGUCAACUAACGACGAGCAAGAUCUUCACUCUCCUUUUGAAUUAGAUGUUCCAAUUUGUGAAAAUCAGCCGAUGAAGAAAAUUCAGAAUGAUUUUCUUAUCGAUCGAAUGUUAAAAGAUGAAACAAACUCGAAUUAUUCAUCUCAACAUCGAUCGAUCAAUCAAUCAUCGUACACAAAUGUUCUCAAUCAUUCAUCUCCACUUGUGACACCUUCCUCUGAUCAUCACGAUAUUGAUGCAUUAAGUGAUGCAGGUACUUACAUUAUUGAAGAUGAUCUAGAUAUUGCACAUGAUGACGAACCUGAGCAAGAUGUUGAAGAAGAAGAAGAACGACAACAACAACAACACAAUGACACUCAAGAAUCGAUUUCUUCACCAUUGUCGACUUCAUCACCGUUUAAACGAUACGCAACCACUAAACGAAAUCGCCAUGGCACAUUUGAUAUUCAUGGAAUAUCAUCAUCAUCGACAGCAACAUCUACACAUGCGGUUACUCGUCCUAUUGUUGAUUUAAAUAUUCCAACACAUGAUUUAUCCUCACCAUCGUCAUCGUCAUCAGCUAAUCUGUCGUCAUCGUCCUCGUUACUUUCACUACCCACAGAAAGUGAAAAUAGUAUACGAAAAGAACGUGAAGAUGGUUCACAUCAGAUCAAUGGUACUAAGUCUUCCAGUGGACUAGCUUAUGUCAGACAGAGACCAAAUACUCUUCUAUCACAACGUCCUAUCACUCCUCCACAAAAUCAGAUCAAACCAGCCGAAUGUUUCGUUAUUUCACCAACGUUGGACACGAAACCUUUUCCAAACAAUAUUGGCAAUGGUUCACGACGAAAACUCGAUGCUCAAUGGAAAACAAAAUUAUCAUCUUCGGCUAUGCCAACAAAAGACACGAAUGUCGAGAUUUUAACGAAGAAAUCACCUCCAUCACCACAACUAUCAACUCAUUCAAAUCAAAGUGACACCGAUCGAUACUCAUUUCGUCUUCGACAACAGCCACGCAAUCCAGAUACGAAACCGCAGCCAUCGCGUUAUCUCGAAACGAAAACGCAACAACCAUCAGUACCUACAACAAAUGCGAAACCUUCCCAUCAAAAUGCCGAAUAUACAUCAUCUAAGUCAACUCUUCGACCACAUUCAUCUACUAAUGACCAAUCGUACUCAUCACCAUUUCAAAGGAAUGCCACUAUCCGUCAAACAAUGCCAGCAAGUACACAAUACAAUCGACCAAUGUCUUCAUCGGUAACUAAUAAAUAUCUCGAUGAUCACGAAGAAGUUUCAUCAACGCAUCCCAGUUUAACGAAAGUUUAUAUGAAUAAAUCAUUUGCAUUGCGUCGACAACGCUCAAAUCUUGUUCCAUCAACAGCAACAAUCACAGCUAAACCUGCACAACAACAACAACAGCAGCAACAACCACAACCAUCUUCACAACAGUCACUCGUAUCUCGAACAUUACCAUCACGUCAAUUACUGAAGUCAACACCUUCCGUACCGUCAACCAACAAUUCUGGUGGACAAACGAAUCGCGCUGUUGAGUUACGUCGUGCACGUGCACAAGCUAAAAUCGAGGAGUUAGCACAACGUACAAGACAUCAAUUACAAAAAAGUGAACAACACAAUGACCUUAUGAGCGCAUCAUGGCAUAGUAAUGCCAGUAGUAUAAGUAAAAAAGAUCUUUUUGGUCUUCGUGCCAAUCCACGUUCGACUAAUAACAAUCAUCUGUCUGCACAAAAGCAAGAUUUGUCCAAAACCAGAACUAUAUCAUCAUCAUCACAUCAUCGCUCAUCAUCAGCCAGUCCGAAUCCUCUCGGAGAAACGAUGACAUCAUCGAUGCCUACGAAACCUUCAAAAUAUCGAAAAGGAAUGACAUCAAGUGUGACUGAUGAAACACAAUAUCAACGAAUGCACGGAAGUACUUUCAGUGAAGGAGAUCGUUGUGAGUCAUUACGUGAUGACGGACAAAGACUGGCAAUAAAAUUAAUUCAACUUUCAUCAGGAAUUUUAGCCAAACUGAAACCGCAUAACAUCACCGAUGACAAUGAUUCGAAUGUUCGCGAAUUAGAACAACUCGUUGAUCAACUCCAAACAGUUAAUCGAACAUUGACCACGAUCGAUGCUUCAUUAAGUGGUCCAAUCAGUGAUGAAUCUUUAAUUUAA
Molecule: messenger RNA, 2496 nt
Organism: Adineta ricciae
Lineage: Eukaryota; Metazoa; Rotifera; Eurotatoria; Adinetida; Adinetidae
Source: the annotation of a GenBank genome assembly